Messenger RNA from Sphenostylis stenocarpa, 1404 nucleotides. NCBI's taxonomy places the organism in Eukaryota, Viridiplantae, Streptophyta, Magnoliopsida, Fabales, Fabaceae. The record is from the annotation of a GenBank genome assembly.
AUGGCUAUUCGACCUCCUGCUACUUCACUUUCCUCACCGUCUGAAGGGAUAUGUUACUCUACAUCAUAUGGAAUAACAAGCAACUCAAUCAAACUUCAGAUUGAUGGGCGAAGAUGGCAUGACCUUGCCAGCACAAGGUUCAAAAGUUCAUUUUUUGGAUCGCCACACUUCCUUUGGCUAUCCACAGGGCAUGAUCAGUGCCUUUCAAAGGUUAAUGUUGCUGCAGACUAUUCAGAUUCUAUACCUGAUUCUUCUGAUCACAUGGAUAAACAAGGUUAUCAUCCUCUUGAAGAACUGAAAGUUUCUGAUGAUAUAAAGCCAACUAGACUCUCUCCUCCUGAAAUGGCAAAAACAACUGUAGAGGCUAAUAAAAACGCCUUGCUAGUAUUUCCUGGAAUGGUACACUGUGAACCACAUGAGCAGAUUUCAUGGGCUGAGUUUCAAUAUCAUAUUGAUGAUUUCGGAGAUAUAUAUUUUGAAAUCUUUGAUGAUGCAAACCUUUUGGCAGAUCGUGGAGCUAACAAUCCUGUGAAUGUUUUGAUUGGAAUGGACAUCCCAAUAUAUGAUAAUAACAGAAGGACUGCUAGCGAGUAUGACAUUUUCAAUAAUGGCAAGGAUGACGAAUUUGCAUUUGAUGAUGAUGAUGCUAUUGAGGUCUCAGAAAUGGAGGAGUUUAACAUAUCAGUGAAUUGGGGACAUCCUGACACUACAAACUCUAUUCAUCCAAUCUAUUUCUCAAAGUGCUUAACAAAGGCUGUCAACAACACGGGAUAUGUUAAAAGAAUGAACCAUCCUUCAAAUGGUGUUUCUAUUAUAGGGUUCCUUAGACCCGUUUAUGGUGAAGAAAAGUCAUAUCUAAGAUGGAUGUAUCACACUGAAGAUGGUGCUGUAUACAUCUCUGACUGGAGAGAUUCUUACUCAAAUAGUGUUGAUGACCAAGGAGACAGUAAUUUGACACUAUAUCGGUUAGAGAUACUCAAAAUUGAGCUCUACUCCAUGUAUGGAUAUCAGGCAUGUGUCUCAAAACCGUCUGAAAUUAGUGUUCUAGAGUUUCAAGAUGCUGAACCUGAUAUUCUUGCACACUCUUCUUCGGAAAUUCUGGAACGCUUCAACCGGUUCUGUGAUGAUGAUCUUAAAUCACUUUGCAGAAAGAAAGGUCUUGAUGCUGAGGGAGCUUUCCUGGUUGGGGUUGACAGCCUUGGCGUGGAUGUUAGAGUAUUUUCAGGUGCAAAAGUAAAAACUCAUCGCUUUCCAUUCAAAGUUCAGGCUGCCACAGUAAACGCAGCUGCAAAACAAAUUUGGCAACUCUUGUUUCCCCGGUCUCAACGAAAGAAGAAUAUGAAGAAGUGGCGGAGUACCAAUUUGGAGGCUGCUGCCACUGGAGUUAUGGACGCUGGGCUUUGA